AUGGGAUAUAAGAUAUAUUCUAACUCUGAUUUAGUUCAAACAGUAACAUGGGCAAACUAUGAAUGGUUCGCUUUGAGAAACUCAGUACAACCACAAGCUAGAGAACAAACAGACCAGUACGCAACUAUUGAGAAAAUAAGAAGACUUGACCCUAACGUUCCAGGAGUUUAUGUUGACCUUUCUGGACAAACUGCAGCAGCAGUAACCAAAGUAAAACUGAAACUUAGAGUUCCUUUGUCAUCUUUCCUCAUCUUCAGGUUUUUAAGAUACUUGCCAAACUGGGCAGGAAAAAUUUCUAUCGAACUUACUCCAAGCAAAAAUAACUUAGUCAUUGCACCAACACAAGACCCAUUCACUCUUACUGUAGCUGGAACUGGUGGAGCCAAGUUCUGUGACUUUUGCAAAGACAAAGUUGACUUAGACUUUGGUUUCUCAAACCUCAACACUGAAGUAAACUAUUAUUUCAAUGCUGCUGGAGAUGCUUGGGACCCAGUUAAGUUCACAUGCGAAAAGUUUGAAUGCAAGAGAAUAGAAAGCAGACUUGCAGUCUAUAUGUUGGACCCAGAUAUUUCAAAUGCUUUAGCUGCCAAAUAUAUUGCAGUUCCACUUAUGUUCCCUAUACACCAAAUAUCUGUCAAAGACUUUGCAGGUGAAGUUGGAAACCAAAGUGCUGACCCAGGUGCAAGAACAGAUAUUGCCUUAACAACUGCAAUGAAACAUGCAGAUACUAUGUUUGUACUGUUCAGACGAACUAUAAAUGACUAUUCUUGUUUCUACAACCCCGGUAUUAAAUAUCAUAUAAACAUAGAUGGCAAAUACUAUCCAAGAGAAGAAUAUUCCACAGUUGAGGAUAUGAGGUCAUACAACUUGACAUUAGAUGCUAUGAACUUUAACAACAACUUCACAACAACCAUUAACCCUGAAAUGCAAAGUUCUAUUAUGCCAUAUGUGAAAGUAUGGACUCAUACAGGAGCUCAAAAAACUCAAUAUACAAAUGGAGACCGUUCAAACUUUUGGCUUGGCAUUCCAUUUGCUGACUCAGAAGACUUUAUGGGUGGUAUUUCAACUGUUGGUACAGUUCAAAUACAAUAUACUGGUGACAGAGACGGUCCAGAUGAAUUGAAAGCAAAGAAGUUUACAAAACCAAUAGCACUUUUCACGGAAGAUGCUCUUUUGAAGAUUCGUUCGAUGAAACCUGCUGGGGCUCCUCAGAUUGGUAUAACGACAGCUUCCAUCGAGCAGAUUUUGGCAGCAGGUCAGUAA
This is a messenger RNA of Trichomonas vaginalis G3, 1263 nucleotides long. RefSeq names its product protein of unknown function, DUF4106 family. Lineage: Eukaryota; Parabasalia; Trichomonadida; Trichomonadidae. The record is from RefSeq and is a predicted model, not a curated record. The transcript has a single exon. The coding region runs from base 1 to 1263 and encodes 420 amino acids.